This is a messenger RNA of Drosophila novamexicana, 1122 nucleotides long. Its product is annotated as trypsin. The record is from RefSeq and is a predicted model, not a curated record. Gene Ontology annotation, molecular function: serine-type endopeptidase activity. The transcript is spliced from 2 exons. Gene Ontology annotation, biological process: proteolysis. Bases 1 to 1122 code for a protein of 373 amino acids. NCBI's taxonomy places the organism in Eukaryota, Metazoa, Arthropoda, Insecta, Diptera, Drosophilidae.
AUGUCUUGGAGCUACCUGCCGAUCUGCGUGCUGCUGCUGCUGCUCGGAUCAGCUGCAUCUCAGCAGUACAACACGUCAGCAGAUCCCUCGGCGGGCACAACGCCGGCAUCGCCACUGCUGAAGCAGUCCCAGAAUACGUUUGUACAAUGGGUUCUAUCACUGUUGCCGCAGCGCCCCGGCUCUGCCCCAGAAACGGCCACAGUGGCCACACUGAGCAGCUCACCGACAGCACCCACUGAGAUGCCAGCCGUUGUGACGUCUACAACCACAACCGCGGCCCCCACGACAACCCGAAAAGCAACAACGCCGGCACCUCCGACGUUAAGCCCGCCUCGGAACUGUAGCGAUUGCGUCUGCGGGGUUGCCAACAUUCAGAAGCGCAUUGUAGGCGGUCAGGAGACGGAGGUGCAUCAGUAUCCCUGGGUUGGCAUGUUACUCUAUGGUGGACGCUUCUAUUGUGCCGGCUCUCUGCUCAACGAUCAGUUCCUGCUGACUGCCUCGCACUGCGUCUAUGGGUUCCGCAAGGAGCGAAUCUCUGUCCGUUUGCUGGAGCACGAUCGCAAGAUGUCUCAUCUGCAAAAGAUUGAUCGGAAAGUAGCAGAGGUCAUCACGCAUCCAAAGUACAACGCACGCAACUACGAUAAUGACAUUGCCAUCAUCAAGCUGGAUGAACCUGUGGAGUUCAAUGAGCUGCUGCAUCCAGUUUGCAUGCCCACGCCAGGGCGCAGUUUCAAGGGCGAAAUUGGCAUUGUCACUGGCUGGGGUGCGCUUAAAGUGGGUGGCCCCACCUCUGAUACACUCCAGGAGGUUCAGGUGCCCAUUUUAGCGCAAGACGAGUGCCGCAAGAGUCGUUAUGGCAACAAGAUCACAGACAAUAUGCUUUGUGGUGGCUACGAUGACGGCGGCAAAGAUUCCUGCCAGGGCGACAGCGGCGGUCCCCUACACAUUGUGCCCAAUGGCACGCGCGAAUAUCAGAUUGCCGGCGUCGUAUCUUGGGGCGAGGGCUGCGCCAAGGCUGGUUAUCCAGGCGUAUAUGCGCGAGUGAAUCGCUACGGCACCUGGAUCAAAAACCUCACUAAACAAGCCUGUCUGUGCCAUGCAGAGACCAAGAAGAUCAAGUAA